Molecule: messenger RNA, 4438 nt
Organism: Galleria mellonella (greater wax moth)
Lineage: Eukaryota; Metazoa; Arthropoda; Insecta; Lepidoptera; Pyralidae
Product: putative Ras-related protein Rab-33
Exons: 5
Cellular component (GO): Golgi apparatus; endosome
Molecular function (GO): GTP binding; GTPase activity
Source: RefSeq, a predicted model, not a curated record
AUGACACUUGUAUUAGAUUUAAUUUACUGUGUGUUGUGACGUUUCGAUCAAAAUAUUGAUAUUAAAUUAUUGUUGACUUCAUAUGCUCUCUUAUCUUUUUAGUUUUAUUUCUUUCGUAUAUAUAAACCUUAAUAAUGUCCACCACCCAACAAAUACCUGGCUUAGCGCAAAAGAAAGUUUUCAAAAUUAUUGUUUUAGGCGACUCAGGCGUAGGAAAAACUUGUCUUACAUAUCGUUUCUGUGAGGGUCAGUUUUUAGAUAUAUCCGAAGCUACCAUCGGCGUUGACUUUAGAGAGAGAACAAUACGUAUUGGAAAUGAAGAUAUUAAGUUGCAGUUAUGGGAUACUGCUGGUCAGGAGCGAUUCAGAAAGUCCAUGGUCUAGCACUACUACAGAAAUGUGCAUGCUGUAGUUAUAGUGUAUGAUGUCACAAAACCGGAGACAUUUCAUUCAAUAGUGAGCUGGAUGGAGGAGGUGGAGUCCCACGGGCUGAUGAAGGCGCCGCGCGUGCUGGUUGGGAACAAGUGCGACUGCGGCACCGUGGAGUCUCGCCUCGCCACCACGUACGCGCAGCGGGCCGCCGACAAGUAUGGAAUGCCUUUGUUCGAGACAUCAGCUUUGUUGGACUCCGAGUGUGACAAUGUGGAAUCAAUAUUCAUGACGCUAGCUCAUAAGUUAUACUCCAAACAACCCUUAAGGGUAGUCAGUGUUGAGGGCGAAGAAAACUAUAAUGUGGUAAAUCUACGGCGUCAGAAGACUCGGCACGGUAACGAGAGUAGCUGCCUGUGUAGCUAGAGAAGUACAAAUUAUAAUAUGGACUAAGUAUUAAUAGAUUAUCACAUAUUAUAUAUGGCAACUAAUAGAUGUAAGAUAAGUUGAGAGUCGAAAGAAAUGCCCUCAAGUUAUGGAUUGAGGUCCCUAAAGGGGAUUUCCCAAGCUCUCGAGAAAUCGGUGGCCAUGCCGUGAGCGCAGCCAUGAAAAAUUAAACAUUACAAAAAAAAUUAACAGGAAAGGCAACAUAUCACAUUUGACUGAUAUUCAUUUGCCGAUACUAAAUCUCCCCCCCCCCCUCCCCACAUGUUUCAGCUCGCGUCAAUAUUCCGUCGAUGGAAGAUUGAACGCCGAAUUGCAGAUUUUUUUUUAUCUACACGAUGCACCCAAUUCGGUAGACGAUCCGCGCUGAUCGCACACGUUGGUGUAUAUUCAUACCUAUCAGAGAUACGCUGAAUAUGGCGUUAGUUUUAGUUUGAAGCUGGUUUGUUAGUUAACCGGCGGUCCAAAUGUUGAAGUGUCUAUAGCUUGCACUUCUAUAUGGUGCGGAUCAUUUAAACCACAGAAAAAAAAAAAAAAACUAUUUAACCAUGAAGUCGACUUCAGUUCUAAAAUCCCAAUUAACUCGAUGCAGUUUUUUGGUAAUAAAACCUGCCGAAAUGGUAGCUGCCACCCGUACCAUGCUGCUGCUGUAAUCAUAUAUUUAUUAGAUGAACAGUAUGGGUGUUUGUCUUUAAUGUCGUUUAAAAAAAUUAAUGUGUAUAUAAAUAAGGAUAUUUGGUAAUAUCCACUAAUCUCUACCAUGUCUGCGUUGUAUAAUACAUAUACACAGGGUAACUUAAAAUUAAUCAUUAUAAUAAAAUAUAAUACUGAAUUAUUCAAAUAUAAUUAAUUAACUAUAUAUAAAUUAAUUACAUUUACAUUUAUUAUUAUAUUUAUUUGUAACAAAGCACCGAAUUAUUGACUUAUAUAAAUUUAUGCGAGGACGAGCAUUAUCUAUCACUUGCAGCCCUUCCCGGCUUCGCACGGGUGGACAUUUUUACGACAUUUUAAUAAGUGGUUAUUGUGACAUAACUAUAAUAGUUGGAUUGGAUAUAGUUCCGCUAAGUUUUAUGUAGUUAUUGAUAUUUUCUUCAAUAUUGUAGAACAUACUUUUGUUCUAUCACCAAUAGUUUCCGCAGCGCACGCCACAAAAGAUAUUUUAUAGCAUUUUUUUACACCUUGAGUUACGUUACUAAAGUUUUAGUAAGGAUCCCUUAUCUUUUCUAACAAUAAAUAUAGCCUAUGUUACUCAGGGUGAAUGUAGCUUUCUGAUGGUGAAAGAAUUUUUUAAAUCGGCAAAUUAGCUUUUGAGUUUAUUCGUUACAAACAUAUAUACACACAAAAAUACAAAUCUUUCCUCCUUAUAAUAUUUUAUUAGUGUAGAUAAAAAAGUUAUUGUCUCCACUCCUCCAUUUUUAAAAGCUUAUAGAUUUUAUUGUCUCUUUCCCUUCCAGGAUUGAGGGACAAUUUGAUUUAGGGAAACGAUUUAGAUUUUAAAGACAUUUAAUAUAAAAUUAAUUACACCGAAACCAGCUGACAUAUCUGAAAGAGAUUAUUUCUGUAUGAAUUUUACUAAUAUUACAGAUGUGAAAGUGAAUUUGUUUGUAAACCCUUGCUGACUUGGUGGCUCAAUUAUUAUAAAUUUGGGAUGGGACAUAGGUUACUUUUUAUUCCGGGCCGAUAUAUCUCAGUGACAUGGUCGAAAUGGCAUCCAUAACCACUAUUUUUCCUUACGUUGUUUUCUUAUUUGGAAUAUGUUCUUGUAAUUGUUUGCUAUUGUAAUCUUAUGGAGGAAACAAUAAAAGGCUCCUAAUAUCCUAUCAGUCUAUCUAGUUUUAUAAAAUUAAACAAAUGUAUUGUAACCAAGCCAAUAACAAUGAUAUUUGAAGUGUCUAUUUUUAUCAGAAUGCACCAAAGACUUUUAGUUAAGUAUAAAAUGUCGAUAGAAAAAAAAAUUAUUGUAGAUUAUUUAUAGUUUACUGACACUGUACAACAAAUAGCAUUUAUGAUGUAAUUAUUUUAUUGUGAAUAUUGUAUUAUAUUAUUAUUCUGUAAGGAAAUGUAAAAUAUAGAUAUAAUAAAUUUAUAGGACCAGAAAAUAUCUUAAAUAAAAUUUUAUAUUAAUAUUUAAUUUAUUAUUUAUUUAUUUAAAUAUUCUCAAUUAUUUGCGCUUUCUUAAUGUAGUACUACUAUAUAUAAAUAGAAUGAAUGAAUGAGUAUACUUUAUUUGCAUUAUACAAUAUAGGAAAUAAACAAAACAAUUUACAAACAUAACGAUACAAUUGUAUACGUACAGUAAGGCGGUCUUAUUGCUGAGAGCAAUCUUUUCAAGACAACCUUAAGGUAAUGUAUAAUACCGGUACAAGUAGGUAUAAUAGUGCUUUAUAAUUAAAAAAGAAUGUUUCCAUACAAAUGUUUCGAAAAAAGCAGGUCAACUAAUUUGACAACUAGCUGCCAGAAAUUACCCAAUUUUUAUCUAUAUAAUCUACGUACUAUAUGUAAUGAACUCCUUGCUACAUUUUUAUAUUCUUAAUGUUGGGACACUUGAUACGACACGACGAACUUAUGAACAUUAUAAUAGAAGGUAAGAUAGUAGGAAGGAGGGGAAGAGGGAGACCGAGGCAUAGUUACAUCAGGCAGAUCAAGGAAGGAGAUGGUGUCGUGUCGUAUCAAGAGGUGAAGAGGCUCGCUGAAAAUCGUAGUGAAUGGCAAGAGCUCCACCGACAAGAGCGCAGCUCUUAAAUAGGAUAGAUAGAUAGAUUGUCAUUUGAAAUUUAUAUAUUUUUUUGACAUAUUGUUUUUACAUUCAAAAUACAUUUUUUGCUAAUGUCUGUCUCCUCAACUUUUCUGUAGUUUUUCCAUUAUAAAAUCCUCUCAUUACAUAUUAAAAGUAUUAUCUCCGUUUCAUACUACAUCUUAGAUUAUAUGUUAUUUGUUUUUUUUUUUUAUGCAUAACCAUACAAAAAUAUUUCAUUUCAUUUCAAAGAAAUUUCUGGAAUAUCGAGCCAUGUUCAACCCUGUAGAAUGAUUUCCAACAAACGGCUUGCAUCGGAACGGAGUUUACUAUCUUUAAAUGAUAUUAAAUUGUGUACACAGUAUUUAAAGUCUAUAUUACCAAGCUGUGCCUAGCAUUUUGACCGCGGGUGUCUUCACGACACGUGAUUGUAGCCGAAAGCAUGCUUCGACGCGCGAUCGGCUCCGUUCGCCUGUUGUCAUAUCCAAUCAGACCCUUUUGGUGGAACCACUCAUUUUUAUUUUCGUCCUCUGUAUUUUUUUAUUAUUUUCUAAUGCAAAAGCCAACAAUACUACGUCAACUAUUUUCCAAAAUUAGAACACGUCUACACUAUAAUGGAAACUUUGCCUAGGCGCAGAGACAGAUACAUAUGCAAGCGACGGUACCGAGCCGAUCGUAUGCAUCGGUGUCCAGUCGGUUGCGAUCGGCUGUUGCUCCGUCGUCCGUUCGUAUCCAUUCCGAAUCGAUGCUAUGCGCUUCAUUUGAUGGAAAUCAUCCCUAUUUUGACAUGUAAAUUUCAUAUUCCAGCAUCCCAAUGUGAAAAUAUAUUUCGAAUAAUUUAUAUUGUAAGCUGUGUAUUAUUAAAUGUGAAAUUAAAUAUAUACUUCUUGUU